Messenger RNA from Scleropages formosus (Asian bonytongue), 2875 nucleotides. RefSeq names its product protein phosphatase 1, regulatory subunit 10 (gene ppp1r10). The record is from RefSeq and is a predicted model, not a curated record. The transcript is spliced from 17 exons. NCBI's taxonomy places the organism in Eukaryota, Metazoa, Chordata, Actinopteri, Osteoglossiformes, Osteoglossidae. Bases 1 to 2406 code for a protein of 801 amino acids. Gene Ontology annotation, molecular function: protein phosphatase 1 binding; metal ion binding. Gene Ontology annotation, cellular component: nucleus; chromatin; PTW/PP1 phosphatase complex.
AUGGCUGUGGGCGCAGUGGAUCCCAGAGAGAUCCUGAAGGGUGUGGAGAACCUGCUUGGUAAGGAGGGAGAACUCCGUAGCCCGGAUGGAGUUGUCAAGAUAGUCAGUUUAAUGAAAGCCUCUCAUAAGAUGGUCAGUAGAUGCAUGUACCUGAAUAUCUUGCUCCAGACAAAAUCACAUGACAUUCUCAACAGGUUUAUUAAAAUCGGCGGAUACAAGCUGCUUAAUGCAUGGCUCACUUACUCCAAGACCACCAACAACACCCCUUUGCUGCAGCUCAUCCUGCUCACACUGCAGAAUCUGCCCCUCACUGUGGACCACCUCAAACAGAACAACACUGCCAAACUGGUGAAACAGUUGAGCAAGAGCGGCGAGACUGAAGAGCUGAGGAAACUGGCGUCUGUGCUAGUCGAUGGCUGGAUGGCUAUCAUCCGCUCCCAGAGUGUAGCUUCCUCCAGUGCAUCUAACGCAGGAGACAAGAAGAAGAAGAAAGAGGAAGGGAAAGUUCGAGGUUCCGAGGUAAAACCCGGAGAUACUGGGAAGGUUGCUGAAGAGAAGAAGAGAGAGAAGCCCAAAGCACAUGCCCCAAGCCAUGCCAAGAUUCGAUCGACAGGGUUAGAAGUGGAAACACCUACCCCAGUCCCUUCCAAGAAGCCCCAGAUGACUCCCCAGAUUGGAGACAAGUACAACAUCAAACCACCUCUUCUGAAGAGGCCCAGUGCUCCAGUAGACAACCCCCCUGCAGAGAAGAAAUACAAACCCCUCAACACUACACCCAACUCCACCAAAGAAAUCAAAGUCAAGAUCAUACCUGCUCAGCCCAUGGAGUGCACAGGCUUCCUGGAUGCUCUUAACUCUGCCCCAGUGCCUGGCAUCAAAAUCAAGAAGAAGAAGAAAGCUUUGUCUCCAACAUCAAACAAGUCCUGCCUAUUCGACAGCAAGUCUCAAGCUUAUACUUCAUCUCAAAACAAGGCAUCUUCUCCUGAUGCCCUGGCAUCUCACACUCCUCCGCAUGAGACUACAGACCUGGAGCAGCCAGGAACACCAGUGCCCAGUGAUGAUACAGAAGCCAUGGAUACAGGAGAGAAACCCAAUGCUUUGUCAGAGCCCCGUGGUGAAGAAGAGAGUCAGCUCACCAAAAAAGGGAAGAAGAAAAAGAGUGUGCACUGGGCAGAGGAGGACCAGCUCAAGGAGUAUUUCUACUUUGAUUUGGACGAGACGGAAAGAGUGAACGUCAACAAAAUCAAGGACUUUGGUGAGGCAGCAAGACGGGAGCUCAUGAUGGACAGGCAAACAUUCGAGAAGGCCCGCAGGCUGUCCCAUGACACCAUGGAAGAGCGUAUUCCCUGGGUGCCUCCCCAGCCCCUCACCCUUUCUGGCUCCCUGAUCAUCCCAGGGUCUAACAGCAAAGAGAAGUUUUUCCAGAGGGACCGAGAGAUGGGCAUUCUGCAGGAGAUCUUCCUGAGCAAAGAGAGUGUCCCCGACACCCCUCAUGAGCCAGACCCAGAACCCUACGAGCCUAUGACCCCACGACUCAUACCACUGGAUGAGGACUCCUCCUCUAUGGAUGAGAGCUACAUGGAGCCCAUGGACACCACCCCAGCACUCUCAAAUGGUACCCCCUCCGAGGGCUCCAAAUUGCCACCUGUGCUGGCCCACCUGAUGGACAAACUUGGGAACAGCGGUCGCAGCCCUCAGACUCAGGCCUCUUCUGGCAACGCCGGCUCCCCCUCUGUCAAUGUGCAGGAAUUGCUAACCUCUAUCAUGGGUGCCCAAAACAAUCAGUCUGCAGAGGACCUGAUCAAGCAGCCUGAUUUCUCUGACAAGAUAAAGCAGCUGCUAGGCUCUCUACAGCACACACAGAAUCAGUCCCAACCCAAUGGACCCCCGCCAGUGAGCACAGGCUUGCUAGGCCACAGCCCCAACGUGAACAUGAACUCUAACGUGAACAUGAACUCCAACAUGAACAUGCAGAUGCCGAUGAACGGCGGCUAUCCUCCUAACAAGCCCCCCUCAGGCCCUCACUUCAACCACCCGCCUCCCCCUCACGGCCAUGGGCCGCACUUCAAUCAGGGCGGCGGCCCCAGGAUGAUGGGUCCACCCCCUCCUCCUCACCGAGGCGGAGACUCGGGUGGUUACUGGGAGGAGCCCAUGAGAGGAGGUCCACAUCGUGGUGGAGGCCAUUAUCACCGUGGCCGCGGGGGCCGGGGCGGUGACCAGGGCUACAGAGGCCGUGGGGGACGUGGAGGUGGUGGACCUCCCCGAGGUGGGGGCCACAACAACUCACACAUGGGAGACAUGUCCAACCGUCCUGUGUGUCGGCACUUCAUGAUGAAAGGAAACUGCCGUUACGAGAACAACUGCGCUUUUUACCACCCUGGUGUGAACGGACCACCCUUGCCCUAGAGUGCUGGCGAGGAUCCCAGAUCUCCUACCUGCACCGUUCCUGCCAUGGAAUGGAUAGACUGAAGUGGGAGGUUCGUGGCCUCUGGCCACAACGCCCCUCGCCACUUAGGGGUGGACCAACACCAUCCCUUGGUUGGGCAUUGUGCGUUUCUGCCCUUCAGUGGACUAUUGAGGACAGACGUGAGAUUAGACACUUGACCCAGGAUUUUGCACAUCACCUACCAGUCUCUGGAUGAAAAUGACAAUGACGUGCAUUUGAAAACUGCGGUGCGGCGGUCGGAAAAUACGACAGUGGAGGAGGGUGAAGUUUAGCUUUCCUACAGCUUUAACAAAAGACAAUUUCAUUUAAAAUUAUUCAAGUGCUGCUUUGAUAUUGGUGACCUACAACCCAGUAGGGGACUGAUCACUGGUUCCACUCUUUCCUGUAAACGAAAGGUUACUUUUUGCACUAGUGACUAAAAGACCCCCC